UUGUUAAAAAAUAACACGGCCGUUGUAUGUUGACUGCGUUUGCAAUUAUCAAUUUUAUUUUGAGUAUUUACUCUAAAUUUUCUGUGUUUCUUUAUAUUUUGAUGAUAUCAUGUUCGACUAUUAAUCGUUGGUAACAACGAAGUUCCGUCUGCCAUCCGAAAUAGUGAGAUAACACCAUGUUUUACGAAGAAGAGGAGAGAUUUCUCAAUCCGGAUAUACUUCACGUUGUUCGUCGAGAACUGUAUGCCAUCAAUUCAAACUAUGAUGUCACACCUUAUGGCUUAAAGUAUGUUCCUACACAUACUGAAGAUGGAAUACCUAUACGGAAGCUAUAUGUCUCAAAUUUACCCCCAAAGACAACCAGAUCGGAGUUAUUUGGUGUGUUUGCUCCUUACGGUUUCAUCAAAAGCUGCUGGUUAAGGAUGGGAGAUAAAGGUCCCAAUAAAACACCAACACCUACAUAUGCAUUUGUGACCUACAGCAAUCCAGCUGAUGCACACAAAGCGCUGCAAGCCCCAGGUCAUGAGAAGACACUGAGAGGUCGUAACCUGAGAAUAUCGCCAGCAGACAGUUGGCACCAGCCUGCUGAGGAUGCUGAUGGUAGAGGGCGCUGGAAGCCCCGCGGCCAGCGACGGUCUGAGGCACAUGCUACUACUACCGAAAACUCUGUUCACCCACCAGAAGUCAGUAACUCGGAAUGGGUAGCAGACAACGGGGAUGCAGCGGAAGCAACAACUAGUGCCACAGAUGCACCAUUGGAGAACCCUGAAUCAAAAGAAGAUGCGAAAGACAGUGAAACGACGCCUGAAUACACAAUACUGGAUGUUUUGAACAGUGAUUGUUUAGCACACAUCAUGUCUUAUGUUCCCAUCAGAGACCUGAUACGAUCUGAACGAGUCAGUAAAACUUGGCAAAAUAUGGUCCGCGAAUACCUUGCAGGCAUCCGCAUGUUCAAGACGUCGUGGUGGCAGCACGUGCCGGUGAUGCUGACGACGGCCGUGCUGCGCCGCAUCGUGCAGCGCCUGGGCGCCGGCCUGGCGCGCCUCCACAUCGACCACCACUGGUCCGCGCUCAACGACCGCACCGCGCACAUCGUCGGCAAGUUCUGCCCCAACCUCGAGGAGCUCAAGAUUGUUGGAAUGCACACGCGAAAUUGGAAUCCACUAAUCUACGGUUGUAAACAAUUAAAAACUUUAUCGUUUGUGUCAUGCAAUAAGUUAACAGAUUCCAGUUUAGUACAUCUAGUCAAAAGCGAAUCGUGCAUAGAAAGCUUAACAGUCACGAAUAACACACAUGUGACAGGAUUAUUCCUUACUGGUUCAAAUCCACAAAAACUAAACUCACUCGCAUUUUACAACUGCUACAGUCUUCAAGGCACAGUACUUUGUGCUGCGAUAGACACAUUGCCAAAUUUAACCUGCCUCAAGUUGGAUGUCUGUCCGCACACAAUGUGGAAAAUAAUACCAAUGAUCCUCAACAAACUUCCAUUACUUGAAGAGCUUUCGUUGAGCGAGUAUGUAUCAGUAGAUUCAUGUUUCUCUCCACUAUGCAACGACUCUUUCUGUGAUGCCAUCGGUAACCUAACUGAAUUGAAGAGCCUGAACCUGAGCCGCAACAUAUACAUCACCAACACUGUACUGAAACGAGUCGCUCAGUGUUGUCCCAAACUAGAAACACUCAACAUUUCCAGCUGUAAUUCUCGCAAGAUCUUCCCUCAUCCAGGAGUGGGCGACGAGGGAGUGUCGGCGGUGUGUCGCGGGUGUCGCGGUCUGUCCCGACUGGACGUGUCGUACCUGUGUAGCUGUAUAGUACAGUCGUGGUGUGUGUGCAGGAGUGGGCGACGAGGGAGUGUCGGCGGUGUGUCGCGGGUGUCGCGGUCUGUCCCGACUGGACGUGUCUACAGUCGUGGUGUGUGUGCAGGAGUGGGCGACGAGGGAGUGUCGGCGGUGUGUCGCGGGUGUCGCGGUCUGUCCCGACUGGACGUGUCGUACCUGGGCGCGCUGACGGACGCGGGCGUCCGCGCGGCGGCGGCGCUGCCUCGACUGACUCGCCUGACGGCGCGCGGUAACCCGGCGCUCUCCUCCGCCUCGCUCGCCGCCUGCCUCGCCGCGUGCCCCAUGUUGCAGGAGGUGGACGUGAGUGGCUGCGACGGGGUGUCGGAGGAGGUGGUGUCGGGCGCGGUGCUGGCGCUGCUGCAGCGCCCGCGCCCGCUGACGCUGCGCCUCGCCGGCACCGCCGCCUCGCCCAUUGAGCUGCAGCAAGACUACCCGACGCACAAACUAUUAACAGUGGACGUAGUGGAUGACCGCAGUAACCCACUUCUCCGGCCUGAUUUUGUCGACACUAUGCUCGAACAGAGCUCCGAUGGUUCCAUCGGAGAUCUAUACGAAAAUGACGACUUCGACGACUUUUUUGGACCAGAUGAGGAUCUGUUCCUGGACGAGGACUUGGAUGACUUCGAUGGAAUGUACCACUAUGAGCUGCACGCGCCCGACCUAAUUCUGCUCUAGGAGCCGCUGCGUCGCCGGUCUACGUCGCUGUUCUUACGCCAUAUUGCAAUCCUACCAGCCGAAACAUUGCAAUCUCCAGGACUUGCAAUGCAAUCCAACACGAUUAUGUUACAACAUACGUUUAUCGAGGAAAAAUGUUUUAGAAUUAGUUGUUUUGUUCAAGUGAUUUGUUUAUAUUUCUUGUAAAAAGUAAAUCAAGGUUUUAUUUAAGGCCGAUUUUAUUUUUCAUUUCUAAUUUUGCAUGUUUGUAUGGACUUUAAUGUUAUUCAUUACGUGAUUGGGAGCAUCAUUUUAUUUGAAGCACUAAUAUUUAGCUUGUUUUAAAAUAUGGUUGUAAUUUGAAGAGGUGAAAAAAUCAUUUACUUGUUUUCUGUAUAACUUGGCCCAAAUGUAGUCCACUCUGCUUGAGGAUCUUAGUUAACUUUCGAAUUCAUAGUCAAUAGUAAUUAGAUGGUAUGGCUGCUUGUGCUAAGCUCAUUGGGAAGGUAUAAAUUUAAAAUAUUUAACAGCUUUUCGUCAUCAAAACACUUUUCCCAUGGAUUGGCUGACUGGCAAAAUAAUUAUUUCAUUGAACUUUAUAUGGCUAAGUUUAACAAAAUUCUUGAAAUAUCAAAGUAUUAUCUUAGCUUUAUCUUGGUCUGAAGAAGUUAUUAGGUUAUUUUAUUAACAUGAGUCUGAAUUUCAAUAUUUAAUAACAUUAUCGAAAUCUAUUUGGUUGCUGCCAUUUCUAUACAAUAAGCCUAGUCUUGCAUCGCAUAAUGAUUUAAAUAAUUUUGUGCCUUUAAAGCGAUAUUGUAUUGAUUAACGAAUGUAUAACAUUAUUCGUAUUAUCAUAUAAUUUUAUAUAGCAUCUUUGUAUUGAAAUAGCCAGUAAGGCAAUGUAUGGCACAAUGUAGAAAAAUAUAGUUAUGAUGGUAAUCACCCCUUGAAAUUAUGAAUGAUAUUUAUAUUUAUCACUAUAGGAGUGCUAUAAAAUCGCAGUUGUUCAAUAUAACAUACUGUACUCAUGUUUAGGCGGUUGUAACUGAAAUCUAUGAUUGUAAGACUUUGUUAUAAUUAUCUGUGAUGAAACAUUAUUUUCGCAACACGGAAGUCCCACACCUCAUCUAGUUGUAGCAGUUAUUGUUUAUUUAUAUAUAAACCUUUUGAUGUAUUGUAUUAUAACUUGUAAGCAAAGUCUGAAAUAUUGUGAUAUAAAUAAAUUAUUCAUUUCUGAUUUUAUCAAUUAUCUCAAGUAAUUGGUAAUACAUACUGCAGUGGAUAAAUUCAAGUAAAUAUUGUACUAAUUGUUCGAGUGUUUGUUGCUUAUUUAUGUACGGCUUGAAUUUAGGAAAUAUUUGACUUUUAUUGUAAUUUGUAAAAGUAUCAAUUACAUAAAGGAAGAAAGCUUUUAAUUUUAUUUUUUUUUCAUAAUUCGUAAAGUAUUAAUCCUACGCAUGUAAACAAUGUAAAAUCCCUAUAAUCUUUACCUUGUAGGCAUUAAUUAUAGUACCAAGUAAAUUCUUUAAAUAAUUAUAGCAUUACCACUGGCAAUCAACUAUUUGAAAUGUGAUAUUGUGAUUUGUAAAAAUUUAUGUGUCCAUAUUUCCUUACCAGCUUGAUAUGAUUGUAUGUCAUGAACUUAUGUAUUCUAUGGCUAAUCAAAAUGAGUUGAACAAUGUACCUUUGUGUUUAAUUUUAAUUUACUUCAAAUAUCAUUGAAGCUUUUGUCAUAGAUGAUCAUAUUGGGCUGGAUUACUUUAUAGAUAAGUUGUUAUUUUGAAGUAUAGAAACGGUAAACGAAAGAGGUGUUGCGAGUUUUUUUUUUGCUCUUAAUUUAGACAGGAAGUUUUAAGUUUUGAAACUUUUUUCAGGUGUUUUUAUUACAUUACUGUAACUUUAUGACAUUUUCACUUUAUAAGAACUUAAAACCUAAUCAAAGUGGUGAUUUUUAUUUGUUUUUUAUUAAAGAAUGGUUUUUGUUUCAAUCACAGUUGGAAAAUCAAUUACUAUUUAUAUUUUUUAAGACUUUAUUAGAACAUAGUCUAGCCAAUAACUCUAAUUCUCUGGGCAUUAAAGGAAAUGUUUUGUUAAUGAAUGAUCCAGUCUUAGUUAUGAAUGCUAUUGUUGCGAAAUAAAAAUUAUCUGCCUAUUUAGUUUGUGGAGUGCAAGUUUUCUGUCACUUAUUUAUUCAUUGAGCUUACAUGUUUUUAUUUCAUAUCCAAAAGAACUGUCGCUGUGUUUAAGCAUAUUAUAUUAAAUACAUUUUUAUUUUAUUAAAACUGGAUUAUUUUUGAUUAUCUUUGCCUAACAUAAAAACAUGUAAGCUAUAAUUAAACAGUUAACUUCAAUGAUGUUAAAGUUAUGCAUUAGUUAACCUCAAGUAACAAGAAAGUGAAAAGGUUUUGUUUGUUGGUUUGUUUUCCGUAAUAUCAUCAUCACUCAUUUCUGAAUGUGUUCAGUGUUGUAAUGUUUGUAGAAGAAUAUAUUAUGUAUAUUUGCAGGGUUCACUUAGUGGUGAUUUAUGUUUUUAGAAUUGCAUUUUGGUCAAAAACCUAAAGCAUGAGAUGAUUUGUGAAACUUAAUAGAUUUUAUACAUUAAUUGUUUUAACAUAUUAGUAAGAACUGAAAUACAAAAAAUUCUUCAACA
Spodoptera litura is the source of this 5139-nucleotide messenger RNA. Lineage: Eukaryota; Metazoa; Arthropoda; Insecta; Lepidoptera; Noctuidae. The record is from RefSeq and is a predicted model, not a curated record.